Messenger RNA from Rhagoletis zephyria (snowberry fruit fly), 1733 nucleotides. RefSeq names its product proton-coupled amino acid transporter-like protein pathetic. Gene Ontology annotation, molecular function: L-amino acid transmembrane transporter activity. Lineage: Eukaryota; Metazoa; Arthropoda; Insecta; Diptera; Tephritidae. The record is from RefSeq and is a predicted model, not a curated record. Gene Ontology annotation, biological process: amino acid transmembrane transport. Gene Ontology annotation, cellular component: vacuolar membrane.
AACUCGAUCAUUUACGUUUGUACAUAUUUGCAUUUAUUGUUUUAGGCCUGCGCAAGCUGUCAAGGUGUUGAUCGCUUUGGCCGUGUACUGCACAUUCGGUCUACAGUUCUAUGUAUGCCUUGAAAUUGUCUGGGAUGGUAUCAAAGAUAAAUGCACGAAGCGACCAGUAUUUGUAAAUUAUGUAUUAAGAACCGUACUCGUCACUGCCGCCGUUGUGUUGGCCGUUUCAGUGCCAACCAUCGCUCCAUUCAUGGGACUAAUUGGUGCCUUCUGCUUUUCCAUACUUGGACUUAUAUUCCCUGUGCUGAUCGAGCUAAUCACCCAUUGGGACACCGGCUUCGGCCCAUUUAACUGGAUCCUCUGGAAGAAUGUCGUGAUUGGAUUUUGCGGUAUUGCAGCACUCAUUUUUGGAUCUAUGAGUGCUAUAAAUGACAUUGUGAAAAUGUAUACAUCAAGCCCUACGGCAGGCGAAAGCAGCACAUAGAAGCUACAGCAUUAUUACUGCCUCAAUAGCACCGAAAAUCAGAGAGCGCUUUGAUACAUGAAUUCGCACCGCUACCCACUAUGUCGCUACACCGUUGGAUAAUUUCAUUGGAUUUUAACUUUAGUACUAAGUAAAAGUACAUAAUUUAUACAAAUGUCUCUAGUAUCUCUAUACACAUACAUACAUACAACGUGUUCUAUAAAUAUACGUGUAUGUAUGUAUGUACAUAUAUGCAUGUCUAGGCUGAAAAAUUAGGGGAAACUAUUUUUUAGAUAUACUAAUAGCGAACCCGUGUAUUAAAAAAGUGCCUCUUUGUAAAAUUUAAAUUUUUAUUAAGUUUAAAAUAGAAAUGUAUAUCACUCAAACAACUUUUGCUUUAAUAGAUAAUAUGUGCAUUCAUAACGGUAUUAAGUACCAAAUAUUCUCGUUGUGAUUGCGCUUUGUAUAUACAUAUGUAAAUGUAGUUAACAUUUCCAAUUGUUGAUUGAAGGUUUAUGAGAAACUCCUGAUUUUAGAGCGUAUCAUUUUAGGUUGCUGAUGGCUCAUUCAACAUAGUUGUGUACAUAUUUAUAUAUAAAUGAAUCCAUGUACAAUGUAGGCCCUUAUUCAUUAGCUUUUAAUGUUUUAAAGUUUUUUUAGUAAUACUAAAUAAGUAGUACUUCAAAAUAUUGUAUUUUUACAUUUUUCGCUUUUGGAAAAAUUCACUACAUACUUAUGUAGUAUUUGACAUCAGUAGGCCAUCCAUUUUUAAUUACUCAAAAUCGAUUUAUGUAAUUAAAAGUUUAUUGUAUGAAGAAUAAUUAUGAAAAUCAAGUAAAGAGGUUCUAAAUAUUAAAUACAGUAUAUUACUUUAGGUUUUAUGGGCUUAGAAAAUAACAGACUUUCAAAAUAUUUCUUCAUUAUGCAGCUUAAACUGGGAUGAAAAAAUAUCAACGUGCCCAUAAAAACGUUGGCGCAUAAUUUUUAUGACUAUGGUUGCAUUUAAACAAAUACUCGCGAAUACAUUAAUAGUCAAUGAAGGGAAUCUUUACUUAGCAUUAUAUUUACAUGGUCAAUUUGCAGACAUGCAUACCAGACCCUCCAUUUGUCUCCGGUAAUAAAUACUUAUGUAUGUAUGUACAUAUAACAUGCAUGUGUUUGUACAUAAUCACAUGUUAUGUGGUUAUAUAAAUCCAACCGAAUUCAAAAAUAAAGAAUUAUACUAUUUUUGAUGCGUUUUUAAUAAACCUUUACCAAGAAGUUACUAAAA